AUGUUUGAGCGCCAGUACUUUGAACACCCACGGUGCCACGUACUUCAGCGCAAUCGUGGCAACAAUGAGGCUGUUGCAGGCCCUCCCUCUGUCUCUCACAUAGGGGAGGCAGUGAGCGAACAAGAAACGGGGCUUCUGAGCGAUAAGAAGGGCGUACCAAAGAGAUCCGUGUCUGCGCUCAUGUUGCUGGGUAUUAUGUACACAUAUACUACAUCCGGAGCCUAUGCGAUUGAGGAAACUGUACUGGGUGGGGGGCCGCUUCUUACCUUACUUGCCGUCACGUUGAUUCCGAUUCUGAUGGCGUUUCCUACUGCAGUGGUUGUUGCUGAGCUUGCGACUGCAAUUCCAUCCAAUGCGGCCUAUUUAAUGUGGAUUAACCUUUCCUUUCACCGUGUCGUCUAUUUCACGAUGGUGAUUCUAUCCCUAUUGCUAAUGUUUGUCGAUAAUGCACUUUAUCCAGUGCUUUUCUCCGACUAUGUAUGCGCUUCGGUCCCUUGCUCCACUGCAACAAGCAGAGCGCUUCGUGCUGGCAUGCUGUUUCUAACGUACAUCUUGAACGUGUUGGGGAUACAAGCAGUUGGGACAGCCAGCGUUGUGCUGACUGUCAUCACCAUUAUUCCGUUUUUGGUGAUGUUCACUAUGUAUCUUGUUAACAACACCUUUUAUUUGAACUGGCCAGCUAUAAGCUUCAUUCCGCCCGAAAUUGAUUGGCCAACCUUUGUUUCCACGGCAUCAUGGAAUCUUUGCGGUCUAGAACAGGCUGCCGCAGUCUCCGAGGAAAUUAAGGCCCCGCAUCGAACUAUUAUUCGUGCGCUUAUUCCGCUUUUGGGACUAGCGUAUUUCACCUAUAUCCCCCCUAUCCUGACAGGCGCAAGUGUGAAGAAAGGUCCACCUGACUUACCUGAAUGGACGACGGGGUACUGGUCAAUUGUUGCCGCGAAGAUCGGUGGGGUUCCACUACAGGUUUUCCUGGUUGUCGGAAGUGGUUUUUCAGCAUUCGCACUGAUGCUCUCGUCUCUAUGCACGACGACACAAACCAUCGCUGGUGUUGCGUACACGGAGGUUUUCCCAGGGCCCGUGAACCGGAUAUUGUACACGCGCAAUGAGCGUUUUGGCACCUUUCAUUGGACAAUAACGAUUAACGCCCUUAUCACAGGCAUUUUCAGUGUGUUUUUUGAUUUUGGGCCGCUUGUGAAAACGGACCAGGUUUUGUAUGGCAUACGCGUGGUGAUGAUAUUUCUGGCUUUUUUCAUCAUGCGCCACCGCUACCCGCAACUGACUCGUCCAUUCAGAGUGCCACUGGAGGGGUACAAGCUUGGUGUAUUGCUUUUCCCAACGAUUCUUUUUGUGGCACUGACAGUGGUUGCGGCCACUGAUGAUCUUCAGACGAUUAUAGUAAAUUUAUCGGUAAUUUCCGGCACCAUCCUGCUGUCGUGUAUUUACUGUUUCUUUAUUCGCAAGGGGGAAUUCUACGGGCGAGUGGUGACGGAGACCGUUGAGGAGCUGGCGGAGGGUUGA
Messenger RNA from Trypanosoma rangeli, 1518 nucleotides. Its product is annotated as putative amino acid permease/transporter. Lineage: Eukaryota; Euglenozoa; Kinetoplastea; Trypanosomatida; Trypanosomatidae. Gene Ontology annotation, cellular component: membrane. Gene Ontology annotation, biological process: transmembrane transport. Gene Ontology annotation, molecular function: transmembrane transporter activity. The record is from RefSeq and is a predicted model, not a curated record. The transcript has a single exon. Bases 1 to 1518 code for a protein of 505 amino acids.